This is a messenger RNA of Mesoplodon densirostris (Blainville's beaked whale), 3603 nucleotides long. RefSeq names its product spermatogenesis-associated protein 31E1-like. The record is from RefSeq and is a predicted model, not a curated record. The transcript has 7 exons. Lineage: Eukaryota; Metazoa; Chordata; Mammalia; Artiodactyla; Ziphiidae. Bases 1 to 3603 code for a protein of 1200 amino acids.
AUGGGCAGCACUGCAGGUGGAGCCCUUUGUGACCAAACCACAGCUCUACCAUUUAAGCCUAGUAUUUUAGUCACCAAGUGCACACCCUGUGCUCAGUUGCCUGUGGGCAGCAGUGUGAUUCAGAUGAUGGAGAAUCCUCUCUUUUUUCUGAAAAGCCAUUUUGAUCCUAGUCUGUGCCCCUGUCCCACUCACUGGGUGAAUGACAUCAUCAUCGGCUCUCUGGGUGGACUGGGGCUCUUUGUCCUGUUACUCCCCUACCUCAAGAAUAAUGUAUCUUCGCCACCUCCUAGGAAACAUGAAGACAUCAGGAAGCAUCAAAUAGAGCCAAAGGUGAGACGCAAGAAUAACAAGAAAAACAGAGCUUGGGAAGAUCUCGCAUAUUGCCUGGAAGCUGCGGAAGUGGCUCAGGCCCUGAUUUCACUUCUGCAUAGCCCUCCGGGCCCUGGGGGCUCCUGGCUGCAGCUUGUGCCUCAUGUCUCCUGCCACUACCUGGUGAAGUUCCGUGACAACGGCAGCUUCCAUCAGCUCUCCUGUCAAGACCCCAUUUGUGAGAUGUGCAAAGCAGAGCCUGCUGGAGCCCACCAGCCCUGCGGGGAACCUGCAGAAGAGGCUGUUCCUGCCAUUUGCCCAUCAGCUGCCCUGGCUCCUCCGACCCAGGGCUCUUUACCUGUGGCCUCCACCCUGUCAACAGAACAUCAAGACCCAUCCAACUUGAACAGAAUCACCCUUGGCACUGUUGCAAAGAGCUCAUCUCCAGAGAGUGAGGCCUGGCAAGAACACCUGUCCCACCAGCCACCAGGGGCCCCGUUCUCGGGAGGGCCCACAGCCAAGCAGGUAAAGACUGGUAGCCCCCCAUUUGUCAACCCUGAAGUUCAGAAGCUGCUGCAGAUUCUAAUCACCAAGAAAGUAAAACCAAACAUUUGUAGGGAGAAAGAAAAGGAUGGGUCAUUCUCAGAACAAAUGAGCUCAGACGACCACCUGAACACUUUAGGGAAUAUGCGGAAAUCACUGGGUGCUGAGCAGGACAACACAACCCCUCAAUUUUUCUGGAACAUGAAAGACAAAACAGAGCAGCGACCCGGUCCUCGGCAGCUCUUACACUCCGAGGUCUUGAGGGACCACUUGGAACAGAAAUACAGCCAGCUCUACUGGGGUCUCCCCUCUAUGCACAGCGACUCCCUGGUGGCUACUAGGAGCUCUUCUCAACACCAGGCACCCUUUGUUUCAUUCAGUGGAGUUUCUAAUGGCUUUCCACUUUCAAUUCAACCUAGAAUACCUUUAGGUCCGACCCAGGCCCCAGUCUUGCCCUGCCCAGGGGUCCCACCCCAGCCUUUCACUCAAAACUGGCCUCCCUGCCAGCCCCCACCUCUGGCUCAGAUCCAGGCCCAGCCCUACCUCCCAUCUUCUCUCCUAUUCAGACCACCUUAUUCUCCACCACAGAUGAGUACCUGUGGACUAGGUUGUCCUACAUUUCAGAACAACACACUAAAUUUUAUCCCAACUGAAACUCAAUGUCUGAAAUGCCCCUUGUUGCAGAAGCAACUGAAAAGUGGGGCGCCUUCACCCUCUGUGGUCAAAAGAUCUCAGAAAGCCUUUAGCCAACUAAUUCUCAACCUUCCCCAAGAGAGGGGGCGCUCUCAGGCCCAAAGGUCAGUUUCCAUUCAUCAUGAGGACUUAACUGGCCCUGAUCUCCAGAAGCAACAUCUUCAAAAGAGGCUCAUCAAAGAUGAAACCAAGAGGGGCCUGGCCCUCAGUAUCCACCUGUCUCUGUCUCUGGAAUUGAGUUCCCCUCAGUGCCAUUUUUUAAGGACUUAUCAGGCACAGGGCAAGCAGGGACCCUGGCAGCCCUCUGCUUUUACAGGCAAAAGGAGACUGGACCGACAGAAGAUAAGGUCCAGGUGCCCUAGGAGAUCCCACAGGAAGGGUCAAAUGCAAUUCCAACCAGGGAAGGAUUUCGGCAAGGGUCUAAGGCCAUGUCUGAGGAGGAUCUCAAAAGCUUCCUCCAGGGCCCGGCUCCCAGGGAAGGAUUUCGGCAAGGGUCUAAGGCCAUGUCUGAGGAGGAUCUCAAAAGCUUCCUCCAGGGCCCGGCUCCCAGUGAAGUUUCUGCACAGAAACUCUGAAAGGAAGUCAGAAAGAUACUUGAUGACACCCUUGAAGAGUAACUCUGGACACUAUUUACCCAGUAGCCCAGAGGAGAAACAUCUAGAAAAAAACUUGAAAGCCCAUUUGAGCACAAAGUUGAGGCAGAUUAGUCAAGGUUUCAUACCUGUGAUUGUGCGUCAAUCCUGGCUUGUUGCCAAAUGUGCUUUUUCUAAGCCCCACCCUCACAAGGAACUCAGAAAUCUAGCAUCCUUGAAGCAUUGGAAACCCUGUGUAGACUCCUCCCAUGAGCUUUCCUUCCUCAGUCCAAGGAUUCGGCACAUGCUGGAAGCACAUGUUAUAAGGUGGCAGGAGGGCAGACUGCCUUAUCAGAUGCCCACAGUCAACUGCAUGGGCAGACGCUGGGAGAAUGGGACUGUCUUGGGGUUUCCAUCCACUAGGAAAACCCUUUCACCACCAACAAAGUCAGUUGCCCAACAUCCAAAGGAGCCAUGCCUUAAAACACAGGUGGCUCAAGGCCGUGCCACUGGUGAGCUCCUUCAAGACUCUCACACUGAAGUGCUCCUUCUUGCACACAUCUUGGCUUCUCACCGGUCUCUUUCCAGUUCCCACAGGGAAAAUGCUAUUGAGGAUGCGCCAGCUUUCCAGGUGGUGCCAUAUGACCUCAACGUGAGUGAACAGAGCAGCCAGGGGCAGCAGAAAUUCAAAAAACCAAUACUUAAGGACUCAUUUCAGAGCCAGAGUGAGAUGUCUGCCCCAACUGACGAGUGGAGGGGCUGUAAGAAGCUGCAACCUGGAAAGCAUGAAGAAAUGAAGAGCCAGAGGGAGAUGCUCGCAUCCGCUGAGGGGUGGAGGGGUUUCACGAAGCCCCAACCAGGACAGCAUGAAGAAACAAAAAGCCAGAGCAAGAUGCCUGCCCCAGCUGAGGAGUGGAGGUGUGUUAGGAGACUCCAACCAGGAGAACGUGAAGAAACGAGAAGCAACCAGGGACAACAGGAACCCAGGAAACCAAAAGUCAGGGACCCGUGGAAGGGCCAGUUUGCCUCGACUGAUGAGAGGGAGGACGACUGGAGGCCCAAACCGGGAGAGUAUAAAGAAAGGUCUUCAGGACUAAAGGCUUCUCAAGCAAGUGGGAUGAGCCACACUUCUCAGGUCAGGGAAAGAGGAGAGUCCCUUGGGAGCAAACACCCCCAGCUCUCGCCAGGGAAGAGAGAGCUUUCACCAGAAAGCCCAAAAAGGAUGCGGCACUUUCUGCAGUAUCUUAGCCACGAUAAAAAAGGCAAAGGAAUAGAAGAAUCCCUUCAAAAAGGCAAGCCUGCAUCAGCCACUGCUCACCACCAGAAACCAAUCAAAGGCAAAUUGGGUGUAGAGAGCAGGGCUAUUGAUCCUUGUGCGAUUGGAAGAGCUGUUGGACAGGUCCUAGGAGAGAAACUGGGGCCUCGCCAAGGACUCUGUGCCUCAGAGUUAAAUCAGCACCCAGGACAGCUCCAGGUCCCAGCAUAG